Exophiala viscosa is the source of this 1676-nucleotide messenger RNA. RefSeq names its product FAD dependent oxidoreductase. NCBI's taxonomy places the organism in Eukaryota, Fungi, Ascomycota, Eurotiomycetes, Chaetothyriales, Herpotrichiellaceae. Gene Ontology annotation, molecular function: L-pipecolate oxidase activity; flavin adenine dinucleotide binding; sarcosine oxidase activity. The transcript is spliced from 2 exons. The coding region runs from base 176 to 1492 and encodes 438 amino acids. The record is from RefSeq and is a predicted model, not a curated record.
CUCCAUUCCCCACAUACGGGCUGGACUCCCUCCCAACGGUAAGCAGACCACCACAGGGCUGUCGCUAUGGUCGAGAGUGGUAGACAAUUGUAGGUGAGGCCGAUUGUACAAAACCAAUAGUCUAUCCUCCAGUACAAGUGGUCAACGUCAGGGUGUUGGUGGUGCUUUUUCCAAAAUGACUUCGAGCAAACAGUCAUACCUCAUUGUCGGCGCCGGCGUGUUCGGAGUGUCUACGGCAUAUUAUCUCAUCAAGAAAUACCCAGAUGCUUCAGUGACUAUUGUCGACCGAGAUGCGUACGAUGCAGAGUCUCGUGUCGCUGCCUCGUGGGACUGGAACAAGGUGGUCCGCGCCGACUACGACGACAUAGUAUAUUGCCGUAUGGGACUAGAGUCGCAAGACAUUUUCAAGUCCGAUCCCCUAUGGAAGCCUUACUUCCAUGAGACGGGCAUUUACUGGAUGUGUCGCAGCGACUACGCCCAGGAGGUGAUCGACAACUACAAGAAGCUCGGCCGCAAAGCUGAUCUUGCUGCCGUACCCAUCGAUGAGGCCCGCAAGCUUUACGGUGGCCUGUUCGAAGACGCCGACUAUACCGGCGUCAAAGAAGUGCUGAUCAACAAGACCAGUGGCUGGGCCGCUGCUGGAGACUGUUUGGUGGCUGUGACUGCCGAGUGCUUGAAGCUAGGGGUCAAGUACGUGACGGCCGAGGUUGCGAGUCUGCAAAUCGACAAGAGUGGUCGGUGUCAAGGAGUCAAGACGAAAUCUGGGAAGACCUUGACAGCUUCGCAUGUAAUUCUCUCCACGGGCGCGUACACACCAAAGCUCUUGGAACUGAGUGCCGCAGAUACUGGCCUGACGAGUCUCCGAGCGGAACACAGGAUACUUGCCGGAGGCAUUACGACAGGUAUGACCAAACUUGAUGACAAGUCAUAUCCACGAUUUGCUUCCAUGCCUGUUGGUGUACAAGGAUAUACCGCGGAACAAGGUCCUUUCAUCGGCAGUUUACCACCAACCAAAGACAAAGAGCUGAAGUGGUGGGGACAAACAAUAUUCAAAAACGAUCAAGAAGUGGUACCCGGUCGGUACGUGUCAGCGCCACCUCCAGAACCAGACUACGCCCAGUGGAAUGUUUCGGGGAAACUGAAGGAAGACAUUCACCACGCCAACAAAGUGUUCUACGGCAAGAACGGGGCUAGCUGGAAGAUGGAGAAACACCGGAUCUGCUGGGACGCUUUUACCACCAGCUCCGACUUCAUCAUCUCGCCACACUCUGCCGCAAAGGGCCUAUAUGUCGCGACCUGCGGCAACUUCCAUGGCUUCAAGUUCUUCCCCGUGCUCGGCAAGUACGUGAUACAGAUGCUGGAGGAUGACCUGCCUGCCGACCUGGUCGAGAAAUGGGCCUGGGAUCGCGAAAGGCCCGAUCCGGCCUUAUUUGCGGAUUGGCCAAGGCAUGAGAUGCAAGACCUGCUCGACCCAGUAAAAGCGAAGCUAUGAACACUGCCAAGUCGACACGAAGACGAAUUGCAGCCUCUCAUUGACCUCGAUAGCCCGGCGCUGACGCUUGCAGCUGAUGACAAAUAUCGCUCGCAAUGAGGACACUGUCGGAGCAUAUCGCCUGAUGGGUGCGAAUGAAUGGUACUGGUGCGCAUGUCGGUCGUCGCAUGCCAGUCUGUCAUGG